Messenger RNA from Penicillium macrosclerotiorum, 3519 nucleotides. RefSeq names its product putative DNA repair protein (Tof1) (gene tof1). Gene Ontology annotation, molecular function: DNA binding. NCBI's taxonomy places the organism in Eukaryota, Fungi, Ascomycota, Eurotiomycetes, Eurotiales, Aspergillaceae. Gene Ontology annotation, biological process: DNA repair; DNA replication checkpoint signaling; replication fork arrest. Bases 1 to 3519 code for a protein of 1172 amino acids. Gene Ontology annotation, cellular component: replication fork protection complex. The transcript is spliced from 4 exons. The record is from RefSeq and is a predicted model, not a curated record.
AUGGACCAGGAGGCGGUUGCUGUGGGCCACGAUGUCCAGGUGGUCGACCCGGACGUGCGCGGCUAUGUCUACAGUCUGGUCACCGCGCUGGGUGGUUUUAAUGGUGAAGAUGCCGAUCGAUAUAUGCUCGGUGAUGAUGCCCUUGCAUGUCUCCGAGAUAUUAAGAGAUGGUUGAAAUUGUAUGAUGAAAAGAACAAUCGAAUGGAUGUGGCACGAUGCCUUGGUGAAGCGAACCUGGUGAACGGCGAUCUACUUCCCAUUCUCUCGGUCUGGUGGACCAAUGGGCAGAAAAGCAAGCAUAUGACGCGAAUUGCUUUAACAUGUUUGGAACUGCUCGUACCCUUAACUUGGCCAGUUGAAUUCCAUAGCCAGAUGACCGUCAACCACCAUCGACACACCCCAUACAUCCAGCAAGUCCAGGUGCAAUAUAAACGAAAUGUUCUCAAGUAUGGCGGUGCUAACCUUCUACGUGCCAUUAUCCGAAUCGCCCUCCCAAGCAUGGCCAUUUCUCGAUCCGAACGCGAGUCUCGAGACGAAGGAAUCCUGAAGUUGAUGCUCUAUUUUCUACGAAACAUUGUGAUUAUCACCACCAAUGCAAGACUUGCCGCUGAAGGAGAGGAGGAAGAGACCUCUCGCUCUGCCACUAUCAAUGCAUUCCAAGACCAGGAUGCGUUCGCUUUGAUCUUGACCAUGUGCUCAAAUGUUGGUGACGACUUCAAUUUGCAAGACGUGGUUCUGCUGGAGAUUCUUUUCCAUCUGGUGAAAGGUAUCAGUGUCGACAAACUAUUUAUGAAUGACACUCAGAAGAAGAUCAAGCAGUCCGACGAGCUCGCGGCAAUUCUCCGCAAAGAAGAAUUGAUCAAGAGAGAGUACGCUAAAAAUGCACCAACACGACACGGAAGAUUUGGUACGAUGAUUUGGGUUAAGCGUAAUGAUGGGGCGAAGGUAUCUACCGUAUCUGGACAAGAUGUCUUGCGGGACGAUCAAACCACAUUCCAGAAGAUGGAUCAGAGCAAGAAAUGGAAUAAGCCUCGACCUCGCCGAAGGAAAGACGAUGUCCCGCAGAAUAACGACUUUAAUAUGCCAAUCCAUCUUUCCUCGUCGGCAACCAAGAACUUGAGAACGUUCGUGGAGGAGUUUCUUGAUUCCGGAUUCAACCCUCUUUUCACCCACGUACGAAAAGCCAUUGAACGCGAGGCGGAACGAAUCAUGGAUAUCAAUGUUCGACAAUUUUUCUACACAGUCGGUUGGUUCUUGGAAGCAGAACGUACCCGGCGUGCUCGGAAGAUGAGCCAAGAUGCCGAGAAAGGAAAGUCUGCCAAAGACGUUGAGCCAGACAGUUAUGGUUUGGUCGCCGGUGUUCUCAACCAAGAGACUUUCAUUUCCCUGAACAGAGCUAUGCAAAGUAGCAUGGACAAUAAGGAAUGGGAUGAUCUUACUGCCCAGAUGCGCUGCUUUACCCAGAUCCUGUUGACUGUCCAGGAUAUGGCCUUGUCGCCAAUUGAAGAAGACCAAGAAAUUGCCGAAAACAUUCAGAACCGAAUUUUCUACGAAGAGACGACCCAUGACCGAGUUCUCUCCAUCAUCCGCGGGUACAAGGACCAAGGCUUCGGCUAUUUGGACGCAGCGACAGAGCUCGCCCAUGUCUUUCUGCGGAUGCUCGAGCGAUACUCAAAGGAAAAUGCCGACCUUCAGAUCCGAGCAAAGCGAAAGGCUCGGCGCAAGAAGAAGACCGAUCAUCCCGAAGCUCAAAAUGGAGAGGACAACGACGAGGAGCAGAACUCUGAAGAAGAGGACUUGGUAGAUGCUACGCAAGUUACCAAAGAGCGCGCCUUUGAUUUCAAGCGGUUCGCCUCAAAGUUUUGCAAUCAAAGCUGCGUGGACACCUUCGUAACCUUUACCAGCUACUAUAAGGAGCUGAACUCGGAACAGCUGAAGCGAGCCCACCGCUACUUUUACCGCAUAGCCUUCAAGCAAGAGAUGACUGUCCUACUCUUCCGUUUAGACAUCAUCAAUCUCUUCCAUCGAAUGGUCAAAGGCCCGGGACCUAUCGACAACAGCAAGCCUAUCUUUAAAGAAUGGGAGGAAUUGGUGAGGCAAAUCAUUCGACGAUUGGUGAAGAGGCUGGACCAGCGGCCGGCCUUGAUUACGGAAUUGCUGUUCAGCAAGAUGAACUCGACUGUCUUCUACCUUGAAUACGGGCAUGAAAGACAAACCAUAUCUACUAAUAAAAAGCGACCAGCUAUGGAGCUACAGAUUAUUUCGAGUCACGCGGAUACUCCCGAGACCAAGACAGGCAUUGUCGUUGGUGCUCUUGUCCUUGACGGGCAGGCUGAUCUUGUCAAGUGGGUUGUUGAUGUAUUAAACACGGCAGCUUCUGAAAGAGAGGAUUGGGAAACUCAAGAUGAAGCACGUCGUGCGGAGUCUCCCGAAGCUGCUAGUGUUCCUCACCCCAUAAUUCCUGUCAAACCUCGUGACGAGGCUUGCCAGAAGGCGUUGUUCUUAAAUGGCAAGCUUCGGCUACUCAUGAGCGUAGCUGGAUUUGAGCGACUCGGCAUGGAGGACGUUGAAGGUGCCUCUUGGAUUGUUCCAUCAGCCAUGUCGUCGACGGAACUGAGAGAGAUUGUUUCGAACAUUAACAAGGCUAUCAUGAACCCAAUUCCAGAGGGCAGCCAUGAAGAUCCUCGAGAUAUGCUGCAACGCAGAGAUGCCGGCAGUGCGCGACAGAGUGCAGUAAACGAGAUGCUCAAUGUGGAUUUCGGAUCAGACUCCGAAGGCGAAGACCUUCCUGAUGGGCCCUUGUUCCCUCCGAAUCCCCGGGCGAAAUCCAAUGCCUUGGAUGAGCUGAAGAAGAAGCGCAAGAAGAAGCGUAAGGACGAUGAUGGCGCUGAGAAGGAGCCAUUGGAUGAUGAAACCUUAGAGGCCCGUCGCCAAGCACGGCUUUCUAAUACUCUCGCCCGCCAAGCUAAGAUCAAGAGUGAUCUUUUUAUACAUGCCAGCGACGAGGAGACGGACGAGGAAGCUGACCGAGAGUUCUUCCGACUGGAAGAAGAACGGCGAAAAGAACAAGCAGAGAAUGUGAAGAAGGCCCUACUCACUGGAAACUUCGAGCAAGCGCUCCCCAAGAGCAAAGGAAAGAAGCCCAGCGUACGAAAACGCAAAAGCGACACGACUGCUAAGGAGCCGAAGCGUCGGCGACGAGGCACUGGGUCUGGCGACAGUGGCGAGGGAAGCGAUGAUGGUUAUGAUGACGAUGUGCUCAUGGCAGAUGCAAACGAAUUGUCAACUGGCUCUCUGCAAGAAAUUUCAACAAGCCACGGUGCUCAAGACGAAGACACGCCCCUCACUUCCGCUGAAGACGAGAUGGAUUUCGAUGACGAUAUUGUUUUUAGCCGAGAUCGACAGUCCAAGGCUGCAGCCCGAGCUCCCGCUGCUGAUAGCGAUGAUGAAGAUGCACCUAUAGCGCCAACUUCUCGGCGAAUGCGGGGAGGGUUCGUGAUUGAGAGCGAUUCCGAGUGA